UUCGAUUGUGUAACAGACGCACCUAAGUGCUUACAUUGUCUAGCCAUAUUUCGAUUCAAUAAGUUAUUAAAAUCAUCCGAAAAUAAAAUCUACUUUUUCUGCGAUUGCUCAUCAUUGCUUCUGAUUUGACAAUGUCUGAUGGAGAAGAUAAUACUAAUCUUAUAUUAAAUGAACAGAUGAUACUCGAAGGUGGUGUACCAAUUGAAUCAAUGAAUAGGAAUCAUGAAGUAAAAUGGCCUGUCAAACGUAAGAUUGAUAAGACAUUAUAUAAUAGGCGCCGGAAUGCUCGAAUACAUCGUUUAAUAUUACCUAAAAAUGCAUUAGUGGUAUUUUCUGAGUUGUUCCGUGGUGUGCCAAUCCAAGUAGAAGAGCAUACAUUAUGGAACGAUAAGACUUAUACUGCUACAAUUGAGAUUGAUGGCCAGACGUAUACUGGAAAUCACAUUUCAAAGACUGAAGCCAAACAAAAAGCAUGUGAACAAUUAUUUCGUAGUAUGUUGAGUAAACAAUUAAUCAUGGAAACUGAAAAAAAAAAAUACCCGGUAGAAAAAGACAUGGAACAUGAUACAGCACCAAAACCUAAAGAACCGCCUCAGGAGGAUUUCCCAUGGUCACACUUUGCUUCAUUUGCUAUGUAUAAUUUAAUAAAUCAGUGGAAACUACAGCUUAAUUCAAAAGAUAUUAGUUUACAAGACAAACAAUCAUUUGGCAUACUAUCACCACCAAAAGUUGCUGCUCCUAUGAAAAUGUUUCCUUCAAACCCAACAAAUCACCAGCCAGUAAGUUUAUUAGUUCAACUGAGGCCUGAUGUAACAUUUACCUAUACUAUUUUACAUCCAGUUAUCCAUGCAAAUUGUGUAAUAGAUGGAAUUCGUUUCACUGGACAAGGUUCGUCAAAAAAAAGUGCUAAGAAGGAAUGUUGUAUUAGUGCAAUAAGACAUUUUUGGAAUUUUGAUUUCCACUUUAUUCAUUCAUAAAUUAAGAAAUAAACAUAUUUAUGAUA
Acyrthosiphon pisum (pea aphid) is the source of this 1003-nucleotide messenger RNA. RefSeq lists its product as uncharacterized. Gene Ontology annotation, molecular function: double-stranded RNA binding; siRNA binding. Gene Ontology annotation, cellular component: cytoplasm; RISC-loading complex; nucleus. Gene Ontology annotation, biological process: siRNA processing; regulation of regulatory ncRNA processing. Bases 132 to 977 code for a protein of 281 amino acids. The record is from RefSeq and is a predicted model, not a curated record. Lineage: Eukaryota; Metazoa; Arthropoda; Insecta; Hemiptera; Aphididae. The transcript has 7 exons.